AUGGGCUCCUUCUCCUCCGCGCUGGCGCGGUCCCGCAGCGCUGUGGUGCAGUUGGGCUCGUCUUCACCGCAGCUCGAGGAGCCACCGGCUGCUCCCGCUGCUGGAAGAGACCCGUUCGCCUUCCCCAAGACCCGGAGGCUAGGACCCGAGCGGGCGGAGACGCCAGACCCGUCGGCAGCCUGGGAGGCUCAGUCCGCCGCGGCGAGCCCGGAAGAGCGCGGGAAGUUAGAGAGUCUGGAGCUGUCCGCGGUGCUGAAGCGUGCAGAGAGUACGUCCCAGCCCUACUUGCCCCGGAGCGGUAGCGCCACGGUCGCAAAUGAAGCUGGAGACAAGCCUGCCAGACCACUUGCCCGCUUCUCUCGGUCUAAGUCGCAGAACUGUCUGUGGAACUCCCUCAUUGACGGGCUCACGGGGAAUGCCAAGGAAAAGCCACGGCCAACUAUCGUCCAUGACCCCCGACCACCAGAAGAAAUCUUAGCUGAUGAAUUGCCUCAGCUCGACAGCCCAGAAGCCUUGGUGAAGACAUCCUUCAGGCUACGGUCUUUGGUCAAACAAUUAGAGAGAGGAGAGGCUUCAGUGGUAGAUCUUAAGAAGAAUUUGGAAUAUGCAGCCACGGUACUUGAAUCCGUGUACAUUGAUGAAACCAGGCGACUCCUGGAUACAGAGGAUGAACUCAGUGACAUUCAGUCAGAUGCAGUGCCUUCUGAGGUCCGAGACUGGCUGGCCUCCACCUUCACGAGGCAGAUGGGGAUGAUGCUCAGAAGGAGCGAGGAGAAGCCACGGUUCAAGAGCAUUGUCCAUGCAGUGCAGGCCGGGAUAUUUGUGGAGAGAAUGUAUAGACGGACAUCAAACAUGGUUGGACUGAGCUACCCACCAGCUGUUAUUGAAGCAUUAAAGGAUGUGGACAAGUGGUCCUUUGAUGUCUUUUCCCUCAAUGAGGCCAGCGGUGAUCAUGCACUGAAAUUCAUUUUCUAUGAAUUACUCACACGCUAUGAUCUGAUCAGCCGUUUCAAGAUCCCCAUUUCUGCUCUUGUCUCAUUUGUGGAGGCCCUGGAAGUAGGAUACAGCAAGCAUAAAAAUCCUUACCACAAUUUAAUGCAUGCUGCUGACGUUACACAGACUGUGCAUUACCUCCUUUAUAAGACAGGAGUAGCGAACUGGCUGACGGAGCUGGAGAUCUUUGCUAUAAUCUUCUCAGCUGCCAUCCAUGACUAUGAGCACACCGGAACCACCAACAAUUUCCACAUUCAGACCCGGUCUGACCCUGCUAUUCUGUACAACGAUAGGUCCGUAUUAGAAAAUCACCAUUUAAGUGCAGCUUACCGCCUUCUGCAAGAGGAUGAGGAAAUGAAUAUUUUGAUCAAUCUCUCAAAGGACGACUGGAGGGAGUUUCGGACCUUGGUAAUUGAGAUGGUGAUGGCCACGGAUAUGUCCUGUCACUUCCAACAAAUCAAAGCAAUGAAGACUGCUCUGCAGCAGCCAGAAGCAAUUGAAAAGCCGAAAGCAUUAUCCCUGAUGUUGCACACAGCAGACAUUAGCCAUCCAGCAAAAGCAUGGGAGCUCCAUCAUCGCUGGACAAUGUCACUCCUGGAGGAGUUCUUCAGACAGGGUGACAGAGAAGCAGAGCUGGGGCUGCCUUUUUCUCCUCUGUGCGACAGAAAGUCAACGAUGGUUGCUCAGUCGCAAGUGGGUUUUAUUGAUUUCAUCGUGGAACCCACCUUUACUGUGCUCACGGACAUGACCGAAAAGAUCGUGAGUCCUUUAAUUGAUGAAACCUCCCAAACUGGCGGGACAGGACAGAGGCGUUCAAGUUUGAACAGCAUCAGUUCGGCAGAUGCGAAGCGAUCGGGUGUCAAGAGCACUGGCUCAGAAGGAAGUGCGCCCGUCAACAGUUCUGUCAUCCCUGUUGACUAUAAGAGUUUCAAAGCCACGUGGACUGAGGUGGUGCACAUCAAUCGGGAGAGAUGGAGGGCCAAGGUGCCCAAAGAGGAGAAGGCCAAGAAGGAAGCAGAGGAAAAAGCUCGCCUGGCCGCGGAGGAGAAGCAAAAGGAAAUGGAAGCCAAAAGCCAGGCUGAAGAAGGCGCGGCUGGCAAAGCUGAGAAAAAGACAUCUGGAGAAGCUAAGAAUCAAGUCAAUGGAACUCGCACAAACAAAAGCGACAACCCUCGUGGGAAAAAUUCCAAAGCUGAGAAGUCCUCAGGAGAAAAACAACAGAAUGGUGACUUGAAAGAUGGUAAAAAUAAGACCGACAGGAAGGAUCAAUCCAAUGUCGGAAAUGAUUCAAAGAAAACAGAUGGCACCAAGAAGCGCUCCCACGGCUCGCCAGCCCCAAGCACUAGCUCUGUGAGUCGCCUUACCUUGCCAGUCAUCAAGCCUCCUCUACGUCAUUUUAAACGCCCUGCUUACGCGUCUAGCUCCUACGCACCUUCGGUCCCAAAGAAAACUGACGAGCAUCCUGCGAGGUACAAGAUGCUGGAUCAGAGGAUCAAAAUGAAAAAGAUUCAGAAUAUCUCACAUAACUGGAACAGGAAAUAG
Puma concolor (puma) is the source of this 2535-nucleotide messenger RNA. The record is from RefSeq and is a predicted model, not a curated record. NCBI's taxonomy places the organism in Eukaryota, Metazoa, Chordata, Mammalia, Carnivora, Felidae.